UUUUCACCAUGGCAACCAUUUUCAUAUUUUCGCCUGCUCGUAAACGUUAAUAAACUGACAAGGCGCAACAGGUGUACGUUACGUCUGCACGAAAAGAAGGCAACCGGUGACGAUCUCCGAUUCCAUAAAUUGAAUUCCAGAAACAAAACCGUUUUAGGUGUCAUUGGACACCAAACCCUGAAAAUGGAAAGUGACUUUUUGAGUUCACUGAAAGGCGGUUAUCCUCACUUGACUGAGAAAAUUCUGAAUUUACUGGAUGCUCGCAGUUUGGCUAAUGCUGAGCUUGUGUGUAGUCAGUGGAGAUCCUUCAUUGCUGAUGGAAGGUGUUGGAAAAAAUAUCUUCUGUCCAAAAAAGUCACUAGCAUUCCAAAUAUUUUCAGUUGGGCUGAAUAUUCUGGAGAUAAUGAGUCUGAAAGGCAUCACAAUAAACAAGACUGGAUGAAAAUCCACAAUUUUUAUCAGAAAUUAGAAGAUAACUGGCGAUCGGCUUCUGGCAGACAGCAGAAAAUAGUAAAUUAUGAAUGUCGGUGCUUCUCCAUGAACACCACGAAAAUAUUCACUGCCGGUUACGCUGAAAUUCCGUGUAUUAUAAAAACCUGGAACAGGAAAUCUCUCCAUUUCGAAAGGAAUUUCACAGACGGAGACAAACUUAAAAUAGUCAGCAUGGAUUGCGACGAUGAUUUCCUUGUCACAAUGUCAAUCGACGAUUGGUUUGAUCGCCCCGGUAUACCUUGCGUAUCUACCAUCUUUGUUCGUGAAUUACAAUCUGGAGAAGUGAUUCAAAGGAUUAUGGGCAAUUAUUCGCGUAUCUGUCUAAACUUAUUCGAUAAGAUUGUCAAUGUCCGCUUUGGCCAUGGAUUGCUCAUCAGUCAUCAGGUUGUCGGUGAACUCCAUCAGAAUGUUCUCGAAUCUCGUCUGGAUAUAUGGCGAAUGGGGAAUGCACGGGAAUUUGAAGCUAAAAGCACUGUGUGUCUUGCUCCCAUUUCCAUUUUUAAUGUGAUCUAUCCAGUUCUCAUUGGCCAUGACGAAAAUUACAUCGUCGUUCACAGCAGCGACCCGCCUCGUUUUGAAAUCAUAUCGACGUCUUCUCUGAACCUCACCAGGACCAUCGACGCUUUCGAUAAAUGUCCCAGUGCUAAGUACAAGGACGGAUUAAUUGUGUCGAGUUCCGCCAAGAGGCAGAUGGGCACUCACACACGCACCUGCUGCAUCAUCAGGAUAUUGGACGCGGAAACGGGUUUGUGCUUGCGGGAAAUUCAAGAGCCUGAACCCUCAAUUCCACAUCCUCAUCUCAAUUUCUAUCAUCUAGUUGGAUUCACCACCAAUUAUCUAAUCACUGUACCGUACCUGUCAAUGUUGAAGAAACGAGUAAUCAAAAUCCGAGAUCUCAGCGUUGCCAUAGACCUGCACAGCAAUCAGACUUCCGCAUCGACUGAUGUCCUUGCAACUCUUGAACUGGAUUGGGGUACCGCGUUGAACGAUCGUUUCAUAGUUGACGAUUUCCAGCUCGUUUAUUUUCAUUCUCAUGCACUUGUCGUGCACAGUUUUGCUCCAGAAGUUUAAUGAGUGGAUUGCAGCGUUCCUAAAAUUCCCUUCAAAUGUUACUGUUGGCGAUCCAUAACAUGAGCUAUUUUGUUUGGUUUUUUUCACUAUUGGUGUUGUUGAACCUUGAUUAAAAAUUUAUGGGUCACAGUUUCGCCCCCGCACAGCA
Molecule: messenger RNA, 1711 nt
Organism: Daphnia pulex (common water flea)
Lineage: Eukaryota; Metazoa; Arthropoda; Branchiopoda; Diplostraca; Daphniidae
Product: F-box and WD repeat domain-containing 11-A-like
Exons: 11
Coding region: 184-1563 (459 amino acids)
Molecular function (GO): protein binding
Source: RefSeq, a predicted model, not a curated record